Molecule: messenger RNA, 1191 nt
Organism: Pipistrellus nathusii (Nathusius's pipistrelle)
Lineage: Eukaryota; Metazoa; Chordata; Mammalia; Chiroptera; Vespertilionidae
Source: the annotation of a GenBank genome assembly
AUGUCACAGGCUUUCGGCGCUGUGGACGAGGACGAGGAGCUGGCGGCGGAGGAGGACUGUCCUGAAUUGGUCCCCAUUGAGGCGAAGCAGAGAGAGCAGGAGGAAAAGCCUGGCCCCGGCGCUAAGAUCCCAGUCACAAUUAUCACCGGGUAUUUAGGUGCUGGGAAGACAACACUUCUGAACUAUAUUUUGACAGAGCAACACAGUAAAAGAAUUGCAGUUAUUUUAAAUGAAUUUGGGGAAGGAAGUGCAGUGGAGAAAUCCUUAGCUGUGAGCCAAGGUGGAGAGCUCUACGAAGAAUGGCUGGAACUUAGAAACGGUUGCCUGUGCUGUUCAGUAAAGGACAAUGGCCUUAAAGCAAUUGAGAAUUUGAUGCAGAAGAAGGGGAAAUUUGAUUACAUACUGUUAGAGACCACGGGAUUAGCAGAUCCUGGUGCUGUAGCUUCUAUGUUUUGGAUUGAUGAUGAAUUAGGGGUUGACAUUUAUCUUGAUGGUAUCAUAACUGUUGUGGACUCAAAAUAUGGAUUAAAACAUUUAACAGAAGAAAAACCUGAUGGCCUUAUCAAUGAAGCUUCUAGGCAAGUUGCUUUGGCAGAUAUCAUCCUCAUCAAUAAAACAGACUUGGUUUCAGAAGAGGAUUUAAACAAAUUAAGAACAACUAUUAGAUCAAUAAAUGGACUGGGAAAAAUUUUGGAAACACAAAGAUCAAGAGUUGAUCUCUCUAACGUGUUAGAUCUUCAUGCCUUUGACAGUCUCUCUGGAAUAAGUUUGCAGAAAAAACUUCAACAUUUGCCAACAAUACAACCUCACCUUGAUCAGAGUAUUAUUACAGUCACAUUUGAAGUACCAGGAAAUGCAAAGGAAGAAAGUCUAAAUGAAUUUAUUCAGAAUCUUCUGUGGGAAAAGAAUGUGAGGAACAAGGAUGAUGACUGCAUGGAGGUCAUACGACUAAAGGGGCUGGUGUCGAUCAAAGACAAACCACAGCAAGUGAUUGUCCAAGGUGUUUAUGAGCUGUAUGAUCUGGAGGAGACUCCAGUGAUCUGGAGAGAUGACACUGAGAGAACAAAUCGACUGGUUCUUAUUGGCAGAAAUUUAGAUAAGGAUAUCCUUAAACAACUAUUUAUAGCUACUGUGACAGAAACAGAAAAACAGUGGACAACAUAUUUUAAAGAAGAUCAAGUUUAUCUGUAA